AUGAAACUUGAUCUGGAUAUGUAUUAUUGGCUUGUCAAAAUAAAUGUGAUAUAAGAAUUACCAAUCAACAAUUUAUUUGCUCAUGUUGAUUAGAUAUUAGAAGAACAAUUUCUGAAUGGAAUAAUAGUUAGUCAAGUCCUUAAAUAAUUUGAUUAGAAGAUUGAUGUUGAUGUUAAGUAAGGUAAUAGUAACGGAAUACGAUUGUUUAAUUGGAAUAAUAUAUGUAAGAGUUUACAAUAGAUUAACAUAACAUUAGAUGAUGAUAUCAAAAGUACCUAAUAUCCAUAUCAGUAGUUUCAAUUGUCAAAGGAGAUUCUUAGAUGUUAAUGCAAUUUUUGAAAGAAUUAAAAUAACAUUAUGAUAUGGCAUUUUAUGUAGAAGAAUAAGUGAGUACAACAACUAGAUUCAAUUCUCAAUAAAAUGAGCCUUAAGAAAUUGGUAUUGAUGAAAUUGACCCUGAAAAGCCUCUUAAUUAAACACAGUCCCUUUUAGAAUUCAUCAUAGUUUCUCUUUGUAAACACUUUAACAUAAAGCCUAAAUAAGCAGUAGGUUUACUUAAUUAAAAUUAUAAAUAAUUAUCAAAUAUCCUGAUUAAAGGAAACAAAGGCUUUAAAAGUGUAACAAAUUGGUUAAUGGAAUUAUCUAAACAUAUUAAUCAUAUAAUUAAAUUUGUAACCUACAAAAUUGAUAUUUUGUUGUCUCUACUUAAAGCUGGUUUAGUUUCAUAAAAUGCAGAAGUAUGUUAUUGGACUUUAUAUAUAAUUGAAGGAAUUGUGAUAAAUCUUCCUUAAAAGGAAUUAUUGGAAGAUGUGUAUGCUUGGUUAAUAAGAGAACAUGGAGGUUUAAUAGUAUUGAUAUUAUCAUAAUAACGGUAUCAUCAAUAUUUGGAAUAAGUCUGUAAAAUAUAUAGUGUAGUUUCUUAAUAUAAUGUAUUUGACUUCUUUGAUGUACAAUUAAGAAAAAUAUUGAAAUCUGGUAAAGAGUAUAUAGAUUUUAUAAAUGGAAUAAUAUAAACAAUACAGAUUAGAGAUCAGAUGUAAGAACUAAAUCUUUUUGAAUUAUUUGCUUCAUAUGCUGUUAAAUUAUUUGAACCUUAACAUACUACUAUGGAGAGAAUGACAGCUCUAAAAUAUUUUGAGCAUUAUUGGGUAUUCUAUCCAUAAUAAUUUGUAAUCAAUCAAAUGGAAUAAUACUUAUUAAAUUCAAGGAAAGCAACUAGAGAAUCUAGUUUUGCAAUGAGAAUAUUUACUUAUCAAAGUUUAUUUAGAAUUUUAGAUAAUUUGGCUUUGUAAAAGGAUAAAUAUGCAGCUUUGUUAUAUAAGAAAUUAGUAUUUUCUUUAAUUGAAAACUUUGAUUAAAAAGAAGUGAGAGAAUUUUUGGUAGCCAAUUUUCUAAUGUUAAUUAAAAAAUAUUCAACAAUACCAAUUGAUAUUUUAAUAAUUCCUAUGGUGAAAUAACUAUAAAUUGAAUAAAAUGAAAUAUAAAUUAACAUAGUUGACUUUCAAUUAUUAAAAUCUGUUUGUACACAUCCAAAAAUUGAUGUUAAUGUGACUAUUUUAAUGCUUGAUAUGUUAAGUAAGUUAUAUUUAAGCUCUAUUAUGUUUUAUUAAUUGGCAUUUUAAUAGAUUUAAUUAUUAUUAACACGAUUUAUUAAAUCAAAUCCAGUUCAAGAAUUCACAUUUAAUCUUGUCAAAAUUGCAAUAUCUGAAUAUUAUGGCAACUAUUAAGAACAUAUAAAAAGUAAUCCUAAAUCCAUUUUGAAUAGAAAUCCAGAUGAAAAUAUAAAAAGAUAAUAAUUUAGAUCUUAAAUAAUAUCUUUAAUUAAAUUCAUUAUUAAUCUUAGAUCCUUUGAAUUAAAUGAAUUGAUUAAACCUGUAAUUGCUCAUUUCUAUUUGGAGAUCUAAUAGGUAUUUUGAAUAAUUACUAUUGAAUAGAAUUUAAAAACAGAAUCUAAAGCUUUAUUUAUGUUAUUAGGACAUUUUGGUGAUCCAUAAGAAAUUCUUUAAGAAGAAUAAAAAAAAUCUUAAUAAAUUAAUUAAUAAUCAUAAAAUCCUAUAUUUUAAAAUCAAAUUGUAAAAUCUUAAUUUUAGGGAUCUAAAGUAUACCAGGUCUAACAAAAUUUAAAUCAUUCAAAGUCAAAUAAAGGAAUUAUAUCUUAAAGAGAUGAUCCAUUUAAAGAAUUAAGAGAUGAAGCAACCAAACCAACUUUGACUAUGCUUGGUAACCUAUCAUUAAAUUAUGAUGAAUAAUCAUUAUUGAAAUAAUUUGAACUACUUUGA
Messenger RNA from Paramecium pentaurelia, 2279 nucleotides. The record is from the annotation of a GenBank genome assembly. NCBI's taxonomy places the organism in Eukaryota, Ciliophora, Oligohymenophorea, Peniculida, Parameciidae.